AUGGCUUUUGAAGAAAUCGGGAACAAAGGAGAAAUGGACAUUGGACUGGAUGGGGAGAGGAGUCUUGUUGCUGGGCGAAGCCAAAGGGAGAAGAGGAGGUCAUAUAAAGAUCUUCUACGAGAGGAGGAAGAGAUUGCAGCUCAGGUCCGCAAGUCUUCCAAAAAACGACCAAAGGACUCAGAGAUGUUCAUGCUAGGAAGUGAUUCACACAAGAAGAAGAAGAAAUAUAGUGACGACUACUACUACAGAGAGCAUGAAGGCUCAGGCCACCCCAUUCACAAAAAGAAGCACAAAUCUGUAGACCGUUCGCCGACUCUCUCUUCACCUUCAACGUCCCACCCAGCAGACACAGCAAUGGGUCUUCUACAAGCUAUUACCUCUCCCCUGGCCACAGGAUCUGACCCUGGCCCCAAUUUACACAAAAAACCUUCCUAUCCCUCCUUGUCCUCACAUUCCUCGAAAGAUCGCAAAAGGGAAGGCAGCAGCAGCAGUGGAAGCAAAGGGAGCCACUCUUUUUCUCACUCCCGGCCAAUGUCUUCAUCAUCGUCAUCUUCUUCGAAGAAGCACUCCUUAUCUUCCUCAAAGUCAUCGCUAUUUCACGGUGGAUCCCACAAAGAGGAGCCUUUAACAUUACGGGAGGCUGAUGGGUUGAAAAUGAAACUCAUUAUGUCACCGGAGAAAGAGGAAACUGAGUCUAAUCCAAUAACACACCACUCAUCUAAAAUGAAUGUCAAGAAAGAGAAAGAUCGAGAGCGGAUGCAAUCAAAAUCACCCAAGAAGAAGCUACAACAUAGUAGAGAUCCUCUGCCUGUAGUGGGGAAAGAGGUAGAAGUGGAAGGCCAUUAUGGAGGAGGCAUCGGAGAUGACAGCUCAACGUCAGGAGGAGAGCUGGAGGCCGGCGAAUUAGUUAUAGAUGACUCAUACACACACCAGUCAAAAAAGAAGAAGAAGAGCAAGAAAAGCAAAAAGAAAAAGGACAAAGAGAAAGACCGAGACAAGGAGAAAAGUGGGAAGGACAAAAAGCACAGCAAAGGGUUUGGAGAUUCAUCAAGGAGCCAUGGCAACUCCCAUCCCACUGUGUCUCAUAGCACUGUUGGUCCGAUGUAUGCGAUGGGUGCACCCAUGCCUCCGCACCACCAUCAAGGCAGUGAUGGGGCAAUGGAGAAGAAGAAAAAGAAAGAGGACAAAGAUCGGGAGAAGCAUGAUAAAGAUAAAAAUAAACCCAAGAAAAAGAGUGCAUCUGCAUAUCAAGUGUUUUGCAAGGAGUAUAGAGUUAACAUUACUGCUGAACAGCCAGGACUAGUGUUCGGUGAACUAAGCAAAAAGUUGGGGGAGGUAUGGAAGAGGAUGCCGGAAAAAGACAAACUGUUUUGGAGGCAGAAAGCUCAGUAUCUGCAGCACAAACAGAACAAGGCUGAGGCUACCACAGUCAAACACAAGACAUCCAAUGAGAGCAAAAGCAAAGCCAAAUCUGGUGUGGUGUCACCCAACAAGGCACCAGCGACUGUCUCUCUUUCCCCUGCACGAGUCCCUGAAGUUGAUCCUAUUGAUGCAGCUGCUCACCUGCAGCUGCUCGGCGAGUCCCUGUCCUUGAUUGGCCAUCGUCUCCAGGAAACAGAGGGCAUGGUUGCGGUGUCUGGGAGUCUGUCUGUGCUUCUCGAUUCUAUCCUGUGUGCCCUCGGACCACUGGCCUGUCUAACUGCUCAAAUACCACAGUUAAAUGGAUGUCCCCGGAACGUGCUGUCAAAUACAUUGGACAACAUUGCCUACAUCAUGCCUGGUCUGUGA
Molecule: messenger RNA, 1788 nt
Organism: Nerophis lumbriciformis (worm pipefish)
Lineage: Eukaryota; Metazoa; Chordata; Actinopteri; Syngnathiformes; Syngnathidae
Source: RefSeq, a predicted model, not a curated record